Molecule: messenger RNA, 596 nt
Organism: Fusarium verticillioides 7600
Lineage: Eukaryota; Fungi; Ascomycota; Sordariomycetes; Hypocreales; Nectriaceae
Exons: 1
Coding region: 131-508 (125 amino acids)
Cellular component (GO): extracellular region
Source: RefSeq, a predicted model, not a curated record
AUAUAGCUAGCAGAACUUAUAAACCUACACAAGUGCCCACUGCUUCGUGACAAUAACGCAGAAACUCACAGCUCUACUACUCAACACGCUUUAUCAAUACCACCAGACAACUCCUUAUACUGCAUUCAAAAUGAAGUACUCUGUCAUUCUCUCCUUCGGCUCUCUCGCCGCUACUACGUCCGCCCUGGGCAUCAACUGCCGCGGCUCUUUUGCCUGCGGUGGCGGCAGCGGAAACCUAAUCAACCUCAAAUCAAUUGUCGACAACAUCCAGCCUCGAGACCGCUUCUAUCCGGCUCAGCAGCAGAUUGCCUGCACAGGCGAUACUUGCGCCUUCUUUCAGAAUGGCGCCAGCGGCACUGCUGAGCAGGUUUCUGCAGACCUGCAAGCCCUGUUGGACCACGGCUGUAAAAAAUGCGGCUCGGUUCCUACUCAACCUGGCAACAAUGUUGCGGAUGGACAGUUGACAGUUAACUAUGUUAGCCAUCCUAAUUGUCAGGGAGCUUGUUAGAUAAUGACUACAAUAUGAAUACAUAUUCUAUGACAACCCUAGCAACUUAAUGUAUAUAAUAGUAUUCAGUAGCUAAACCAUACUACUG